Labeo rohita (rohu) is the source of this 2780-nucleotide messenger RNA. It is a transcript of the gene phox2a, whose product is annotated as paired like homeobox 2A. The coding region runs from base 968 to 1861 and encodes 297 amino acids. Lineage: Eukaryota; Metazoa; Chordata; Actinopteri; Cypriniformes; Cyprinidae. Gene Ontology annotation, molecular function: DNA-binding transcription factor activity, RNA polymerase II-specific; RNA polymerase II transcription regulatory region sequence-specific DNA binding. The transcript has 3 exons. Gene Ontology annotation, biological process: regulation of transcription by RNA polymerase II. The record is from RefSeq and is a predicted model, not a curated record.
UAUAAUCGUUUUUUUAUUACAUAUUAGCACUUCUCAACGAAACUAAGAAAGUAAACAAAGAUAAUGUGGCUAUAACAGCAUGCAUAAUAUUCGUCUUAUUUUUGUUUUUCUUUAAUUUUUUGUGUGUGCGCAUCACAUUUAACUCGUAUAAAAUGGUUUCAGGAGACUUCUGGUGUGUAAUAGUGACUGACAGCAAACAGAUGCACGUGAUCGUGAGCAGCAGGUUUCCAUCAAGACGUCAUUUGUGAUGAGCACGCGGCGAAUAAAGCCAACAAAAUCAGUCGACGUUAAUUAAUAUUUCGUCAGAAGUCGUUUGUUUUGUUUUAUUCGGUGUCUGAAGUGUGCGUUUGGCCCUCCUGAUGAACUCGAAGGGGCUUCGUGGUCUUAAAUAAAGGCCAUUAUUCCUGCAAUCAAAUUAAAGCUCAUCUCACACUACCACCAGAGCCACAUUAAAGCUAAAACAAUCCCGCAAUUCAUUUAGCAUGAGCUCCAAUGCGCUCUUGAAAACUGGCCCAUUCUCGCCUUAAUGACAUUAGUCUUAAUAGCCAUUAAUAGUCAUUUAUUUAGAAUUAUAUUUGCGUGCGCGUCUGAUAUCUCAGAAAGAGAUUUCCAACGAGCAAAUAUAAAGAAGUCGAGUGUCCAGGAGAAGGAGGAGGAUGAUGAUGGAAAGGGUUAACGCGGAGGUGCAUUAGAGAUGCAUGGAGGAGCAGAGGGGAGGAGGCGUUCAGCGCUGAGACAUUGUCAUGCAAACAGAGACCACCGCCUCGCCAUUGUCUCCCGGACACCAACUUUAUUAUAAACACACCGCGAGCCGCCCGGCGCAGCAGAGCACCGGAACACCGGCACCGAGAAACACGCGCUGGAUACCGCCAGAAAACUACGCCUUCCGCUGGAGUUUGACGCCGCUGCCGGACACUUCGCGCACCCGAACCCGGAGCAUCCGCCAGCGUCUCCGUCCGCCCUCCACAUGUACAAAAUGGAUUACUCGUAUCUGAACACGUAUGACUCGUGCAUGGCGGCGAUGGAGGCGUCGGCGUACGCGGACUUUAACUCGUGCAGUCAGACCAACACGUUCCAGUACAACCCGAUCCGGACCGGCUUCAGCUCCAACCCGGGUUGCGCGCCGCUCGGCUCGGCCAGCUGCACCCUGGGCGCGCUGAGAGAACACCAGCCCGCGCCGUACUCCACAGUUCCGUACAAGUUCUUCUCGGACCCGUCCGGGCUGAACGAGAAGCGGAAGCAGCGGCGGAUCCGCACGACCUUCACGAGUUCUCAGCUGAAGGAGCUGGAGCGCGUCUUCGCGGAGACUCAUUACCCGGACAUUUACACGCGUGAGGAGCUCGCGCUGAAGAUCGACCUGACCGAGGCGCGCGUCCAGGUUUGGUUCCAGAACCGGCGCGCCAAAUUCCGCAAACAAGAACGCGCCGCCAACUCCAAAGGAGCGAACGCCGCGGCCAACGGCUCCAGCGCCAAGAAGUCUGGCGAGAACCGCUCUUCGUCCGAGGACGACGAGUCGAAAGAGUCGACCUGCAGCCCGACGCCCGACAGCACGGCGUCUCUGCCCAGCUCCGGGAACAUGGGCAGCCCCGGGACCAGCAGCCUGAGCCCCAGCCCGGUGUCGGGCUCCUCGGCCGCCUUCACCAACGCCUCCAUCUCGCCCUCCAUCCACCAGGGCCUGAAGAGCUCGCCGUGGCCCAGCAUCGGCUCGGCCGGGGCGGCCGCUCUGACCCCCGGCGCCGUCCAGACCCAGGACCUGCUGAAAGCCUGGCAGCCGGCGGACAGUAUGGCGGCCGGGCCGUUCGCGGGCGUCCUGUCCUCGUUCCACCGGAAACCCAACACAAUCAAGACCAACCUGUUCUAGAGACUCCGUCUCCGUCGCUCGUCUCCCGCUAGUUCCGUUCUGUCGACCGAUUUGCGUAGAGCUGGACUCCUGACGGUUAAUUUAUUGUCAUGUUGGCGCUUCUGAUGUGCGUGUGUGUCCGUGUGUUAAUCUUACCGUCCAUUCCUUGUCCGUCGGCUCCGUUUCCUCUCAUUUUCUCCUCUUUAUGGAGGCUGAAGAGACGUCUUAUAGAUCCACAUCAUCAUGAAUUGUCAGUAAAUGAGUUCAUUUCCUCUUAAACGAAGGUUCAGAAGCGUUCGUCCUUUAGCAGGAGCUUCAGAAGCAGAAAUCAAUUCAGGUCUUCAGGAAGAGACGUUGAAUGAGAACGAAGUGUAAUGCGAUUAGAGGAGCUGUAACCAAAUAUUCGCAGCAGAUUAUGGGUUUAUUAAUGAUCCCUUCCUAAAUGAGCAGUCUGAGAUCUUACAUAUGAAUAUUCCAGCUUGUUCUUCCAGAAGAGUUUCUGGAUGAGUUUAAUGAUUCUGGAUGAGAAUGAUUUUCUUAUUGAUGAAUGUCUCCACUGAAGCUCUUUGACGAUGGAUUUGAUGUGUGUGUGUGUGUGUGUGUGUGUGUGUGUGUGUGAGACUGAGACCCCAGAACAAGCAUAGUUAAGCCACUUGUAGUUAAUUUAUUGAAGGAAAAAAGAAAAACAAACAAAAAAAAUAUUGGGAUGAUUUUUUUAAGCUAGGCUUUUAUUGAAAAGUAUUUUGUAAAUAUUAAUAUAAAUACAAUGUAGUUUCUUUUUUUUAAUGUUUCCUGGCUCCAGUGCACGCCAUGUGUUUCAUGAAUGAUCUGCUGUAUAUAAUCCAUAAAAAUGACAAAAUAAAGAGUGAAAAGAAAAACCUUCUGCAGUCCCAUCUCGUGUCAGGCGCAUCACAUUCAUACCUGUUUUUUUGGAAUUAGG